CAUAGGAAUAAACUAUGAGCAGAUCAGUAGCACAUUGAAUUCAACGUCAACUUGUCCGUACUGUGCUACAAUUUCAGUUGUUACAACAUGGAACGAGCAUUUUCGAUAUUUGUGGUCGUCUCGAUGACCGUCAUUGGGGUGGCAUUAUGCGACCGAUUACAAUGUAAAGAUUCGAAUGGAAAACCGGUUGACUGGUUUACGGCUAUCAAACUGCCAAAACUCGAUUCGGACUUGUCGGAUGGAACCGUUUACGUCUAUAUGGACGCAAAGAACCAGGAGUGGACAUACUUUACAGGGAUCAUAACCGAAAAGUCAGCUAUCGGACACACGGUAUCCCAGAUGUACACGACCGAUAAAGCUUAUAACGAGUCGAUAAUAUGGAUGGUAUAUAACGAUGAACCGACAAACGGUCCAGUGUCGUCCUCGAAGGGCCACUCCAAAGGUGUAGUGGUAGCCGAAAGCAGUUCGGGUUUAUGGUUAGUGCACAGCGUGCCCUUAUUUCCGCAGCUACCUUACCAAAACAAUACGUACAUGUAUCCCAACACCGGUGUUAAAAACGGCCAAAGUUUUCUGUGCAUGUCCAUGAAGGCUGCGGAACUGGAUAAGGUAGGCGAUCAAUUAAUCAAAAACGAGGUGAUGAUAUACGGCAGUCACUUCGGAGGUGAUCUGAAAUCCACGUACCCGGGUUUGUAUAACGCCACUCUGCCGCACAAAAUGCCAAAAGUGAAAAAUGAUGAACCAAGGUUACAGACUCUUCUCUCUAUUGAGGGCGUAGAGUUCUCGUCCAUUGCUAAGAGCAGGCACUUUGGAAAAGAUUUAUAUGAAGACUUUAUCACACAAGAGGCACAGUCAAAUCUGUACACAGAGACUUGGUUGAAUUCUCGUGACAAAUUAAAGUCGGCAUGUUCUGGUCAAUACAAGACUAUGAACAUUCAGUCGUUGACCAUGAAUAAAAUAAAAGGGUUGAAUGAUGUAUCAUUCAAGUCAUCCUUGGAUCAUUCCAAAUGGGCUGUGACUGAGGAGAGUUCUGUACACUGGACUUGCAUUGGUGACAUAAAUCGAGCUGAACACCAGGGGGAACGCGGAGGUGGAACAGUAUGCAUAAAAUUAAAGCCUAUAUGGACCCAAUAUCAACAACUAGUAUCAAGUAUUGAAAAAUGCUAAUCCUAGUGCUAUAAUUAUGUGAAUCUUGUCUAAGUAUUACUAUUAUUAAAAAUGUCAUUGUUAUGUAUUUUAUUUCUUAAGUAUAUUCAAUGUACUCGUUCAAAGUUCUGAGCAGAGCGAUGAAUUUAUUAUUGAUUUUAUAAUGAUUAUGUGUGUACCUACCUUAUAUGUUAUAUGGUACAUAAUAAUAUGUAUGAUAAGAUGUUUAAAACAAUAAAAAUAUUCUUCGAUAUUUAA
This is a messenger RNA of Rhopalosiphum padi (bird cherry-oat aphid), 1401 nucleotides long. Its product is annotated as cell-death-related nuclease 7-like. Gene Ontology annotation, biological process: apoptotic DNA fragmentation. The transcript has 8 exons. Gene Ontology annotation, molecular function: deoxyribonuclease II activity. The record is from RefSeq and is a predicted model, not a curated record. NCBI's taxonomy places the organism in Eukaryota, Metazoa, Arthropoda, Insecta, Hemiptera, Aphididae. Bases 88 to 1164 code for a protein of 358 amino acids.